AUGGGCAGAGAUCUCCAUGUUGGCAUCGUUGGGGCGGGAAUCGGCGGCGUCUUGGCUUCCAUCGCAAUGGCUCGCGUAGGUUGCAAGGUGACUGUGUUAGAGGCCGCUGAGCAGCUGGGUGAGAUUGGUGCUGGUAUCCAAAUGACUCCCAAUGUAGCUCGACUCCUCAUCCGAUACGGCGUGGACAAGGUCAUUGGAGACGAUUUGGUCCGUAUUACCGAGUUGAAUCUAAGAAAGAAGGACGGGACAAAGGUCGGAUAUACCGCCGUCAAGCGUGUUGAGGACGCUCUCGGAUAUCCUUGGUGGCUGGUCCAUCGUCAUCAUCUUCACAACGGCCUGGUCGAAGUCGCGAGGCAGAGUGGGGUCAACUUGAUCAUCAGCAGCCGUGUGGCGAGCAUAUCCCAAUGCUCAGAUGGAAGAGUUGAAGUGGCUACUCAAAAAGGCGUUCGACACACAUUUGACCUCGUGGUCGGCUCGGAUGGAGUGCAAUCUGUCGUCCGACGGUCCCUGUUUCCGAACGUCAAGCCGCGCCCACCGACCGGCAAUUGUGCCUAUAGAGCUAUUGUGCCAUAUGAGGAAGUCAGGAAUGAUCCCAUCACUCGGGAGCUCGUCGAAGAUGCAAAUGGCAAUCCGAUGAACACGAUGGAAGUGUGGAUGGCCUCCACCGGCUAUAUCAUAUCAUAUCCCAUUUCCGGUGGCAAAGACUUCAAUAUGGUCCUGAGCCACUUUCGAAGCCCACCCGUCGACGCCGUGCAAGAGGUGUCCAUCGAUGAGGUACGGCAAGAGUACAAGGACUAUGAUCCUCGCAUCAAGCGUGUCGUCGAAAUGAUCCAGCCGCCGAUAUCUCGCUGGCCUCUGCUGGUGACGGGGCCUCUCGACUCGUGGUCCAAUGCGGAAAAGAAUGUUGUCCUUGUGGGAGAUUCGGCACACAGUAUGGUGAACCACAUGGCGCAAGGAGCCGCUACUUCUAUGGAGGAUGGUGCCUUCUUGGCCCGAUCUCUCGCUCAUGUCGUCAGUGGCAGCAUUAGCCUCCAGGAUGCAAUUGCAUUGUACGAGAAGGGACGCAUGCCGAAAGCUCGAUACAAGCAGCAAGUAUCGUAUCUGAAUGGCUGGAUCUGGCAUUUACCAGAUGGCCCCGCUGCAGAAGCCAGAAACGAUACAAUGAAGUGCGAAUUAGAAGGCCAAGUGCCGAUCAGGAGCGCCAAUCUAUAUGGUGACCCGACUACAGUUCUGGAGUGUUAUGGAUAUGAUGCAGAGAGCCAUGCAGAUCAGAUCGAUCGGAAUGUAGUAAAAGGACGGGACGGGAAGGAUUCAGAUAUGUAUUGA
Molecule: messenger RNA, 1326 nt
Organism: Sphaerulina musiva SO2202
Lineage: Eukaryota; Fungi; Ascomycota; Dothideomycetes; Mycosphaerellales; Mycosphaerellaceae
Product: FAD/NAD(P)-binding domain-containing protein
Exons: 6
Coding region: 1-1326 (441 amino acids)
Biological process (GO): secondary metabolite biosynthetic process
Molecular function (GO): FAD binding; monooxygenase activity
Source: RefSeq, a predicted model, not a curated record